This is a messenger RNA of Camelina sativa (false flax), 2485 nucleotides long. The record is from RefSeq and is a predicted model, not a curated record. NCBI's taxonomy places the organism in Eukaryota, Viridiplantae, Streptophyta, Magnoliopsida, Brassicales, Brassicaceae.
GGUCGAAAAAAUAAGGGAGAGAAGGCUAAUUUUUUCAUUUCUUUCAUUCGCAGCAAAUCGUGUCUAGGGUUUCUUUCUCUUCUGGAAAAGGCGACAGCUUCGUUCUCGCCAUCCUUGCCGCCGAAGCUCCAUUUUCCGGCAAUAUAAACACCAAAAUCGAAAGGAUCUUAGCUAGUUCCGUCCUAUUCCUUCCUUGUCUCCGUCGUUGUCUCCGUCGUUUCCGUUGUCCGGCUUUUGGCAAAUCGAAACCAAAUCUCGAUCGAAAUCAAAAUCAAAAUCGACUCGCCUUUGUCUCCUCCUCUCCUUUGUCGGGCAAAUCUCCGGUCAUACAGAGAAGGUGAGGUCAACAAGUGGAAACUACACCGGAUUCUUCAAGAAAUCUGCGUUUGCUCGAAAGAUAAAGGUUGAACGAAGAAAUGGACCGUGAUUAUGACUAUGGUAUAAACAGCCCAUUAGACUAUAGUACUGAGUCAUCAGAGGAGGCUGAGACUUGUCACUAUCCUCCGGAACCAGCUCCUGCGAUUGGAUUCACAAGCCUCCGGAACCAGGUCAACGUACCAGCUCCUGCGAUUGAUCCAGCUCAACUGAACCUGCUCAACGUACCAGCUCCUGCGAUUGAUCCAGCUCAACUGAAUCUGCUCAACGAACAGGUGAUCCAGCUCAACGACCAAAUGAUCCACCUCAAGGUACUUGUGAUCCAGCUGAAGGAUCAAGUGAUCCAGCUCCAACACCAAGUGAUACAGCUGACUGACCACGUGAACCAGCUCAAGUAAUGUCUCGGAUGUGUGGUUGUUGUUUGUUUUCGGAUGUGUGGAUGUUGUUUGUUUUCGGAUGUGUGUAUGUCUACCCGUGAAUGUUGUUGUGUGGAUGUUGUUUGUUUUCGGAUGUGUGUAUGUGAACCCGUGAAUGUUGAUGUGUGGAUGUUGUUUGGAUUUUUGUUUAGACUAGUUUGAUAGUAUGUGAACCCGUGAAUGUUGAUGUGUGUAUGUGAACCCGUGAUGUUUAGUAUCAUUUUGUUUCUUUGGAUUUUAGUUUCAUCACUUGUAUAUAUGAGAUGAGAAGAGCACAAUGUUUUUUCAUCAAAAACAAACAUUUGCUCCUUGCACCAAAAUAAACAUUUCUUCCUUGCUCCUUCCUCCUUGCUUCUCUCUACAACAACAAAUAAUUCUUUUUCUUCUUUAUUGCUAUGGCUUCUUCUUCCAACAAUUUUAACAAAUUUCACUAUCAUUAUGAUCCAAAUAAUGAUAGUAUGAACCAAUUUUUCCAAGAGCAAUAUAAUAAUCAAUUUGAAGCUGCUGAAGAGCAAAUUCCGGAGGAAAAGACUACACGUACGCAUAUCGAUAGACAACGGGAAGAAGGCCACGAACGUUUGUGGAACGAUUAUUUUAGUGAUAAUCCGACUUACACGACGAAGCAAUUUCGCCGACGGUUUCGCAUGAACAAGUCAUUGUUCUUGCGUAUUGUCAAUCGUCUCAGUGAAGAAGUUCCAUAUUUUAAACCAAAAAAGGAUGCAACUUUCCGGAAUGGUUUCUCACCGAUACAACAAUGUACUGCUGCAAUUCGAUUACUAGCAUAUGGGCUUGGGGCGGACUCGGUUGACGAAUAUCUACGUAUGUCUGAAUCGACUUCUCGUAAAUGUUUGGAACAUUUCGUCGUCGGAAUAGUUGACUUGUUUGGCGCUGAAUACCUACGCCGACCCACACAAGCAGAUCUUCAAAGGCUACUCUUUUACGGAGAACUGCGGGGUUUUCCCGGGAUGGUUGGGAGCAUCGACUGUAUGCAUUGGAAGUGGAAAAAUUGCCCAACCGCCUGGAAAGGAAUGUAUUCACGAGGCACCAGUAAACCAACAAUAGUUUUGGAGGCGGUAGCUUCACAAGAUCUCUGGAUAUGGCACGCAUUUUUUGGAGCUCCAGGUACUUGUAACGAUUUAAAUGUUCUUGAUCAAUCACCAGUAUUUAAUGACAUUAUUUACGGUCGAGCUCCCGAAGUUACGUACUAUGUCAACGGAAAUGAAUAUAAUUUGGCUUACUAUCUGACGGAUGGUAUUUACCCGGAAUGGGCGACAUUUGUUAAAUCCAUCCCACAACCACAACAUCCGAAACAUCGUUUGUUUGCAGAAAAACAAGAAGGUGCACGAAAAGAUGUUGAGCGUGCAUUUGGAGUCCUACAAUCUAGAUUCGCCAUGAUUAAAAAUCCAUCUCUUUUAUGGUCAAAGGGUAAGAUUGCAUAUAUUAUGAGAGCAUGUCUCAUACUCCAUAAUAUGAUUGUCGAAGAUGAACGAGAUUCAUACACACUCUAUGACGCACAUGAAUUCCAACAAGAAGAUGGAACCAGAAAUAUUCCGGAUCUUUCGUUUUCAGUUAAUAUGUCUACAAAUCUUGAGGGUUUAGGUGAUGGCCAUACAAUAGUUCGUGAUCGACAAGCACAUCAGAAAUUAAAGGAGGAUUUGAUAGAGCAUAUCUGGAAUAAAUUUGGUAAUAUGUAA